Messenger RNA from Pelagomonas calceolata, 1401 nucleotides. NCBI's taxonomy places the organism in Eukaryota, Pelagophyceae, Pelagomonadales, Pelagomonadaceae. The record is from the annotation of a GenBank genome assembly.
UGCAAACUCGCUCAGAUCGCACCGAGCUCGGCCUUGAUGAUCAUGGAAUGAAUUAAUAUAUUCGACUGAUGGCCGAGCAAGUCGCGAGAGCUGGAAAGAGCAGCGCUGGAAAGCACCUAUCACAGGAAAUCAGUGAUGCCUUACGAGAGCGCCGCUGGACCGAGGCUUCCACUCUGCUGGCCGACCUCUCAAAAAGCGCCGCUCGCAACGUCAAGCUCGGCUCGCUGCAGCGCUGGACGCGCGACGCCGACGCCUGCGUCGACGACGACAAGGCUCAGUGGCGGGCGCUGCUGUGGCUGCUCUGCAGAGUUGCCGCCGGUGAAGCCGCCGACGCGCCGACGGGCGACGUGCCGCUGCGGCGGUCGGUCUUCGCCGCGCUGCCGCGCGCCGAGGCCUCCGACCCGACGCCGGUCUGCGAGACACCCGCGAAGCCCGCCUACGUCUGCGCGCGCGAGAAGGCGGCGAAGCGCACGCCGCCGAACAAAUAUGAUUUGACGAUCUGGGCGCAGACGGAGUCCGUGCUCGACGGCGCCGCGACCGCGACGCGCGUCGACGUGCCGGCCGUGCCCGGCGCCUUCCUCGUGCGCGACGUCUUCUCGCCGACGGAGUCCGGCCGCUUGCUGGCCCUCGCGGCGACGCUCGGCUACGAGCGGGACGAGCCCCUCGACGCCGCGGCGCGGUCGCGCCUCGAGGCGGCCCGGACGACGACGAGCGCCUUCGCGUGUCUAGACGAGGACAGCGACGCGACGACGGAGGCGGAGGAGGAGGCACAACCGGCGGCCGACGUGCUCCUGACGGACCACUCGCUCCGGAGCCGCGCGUGCGUCGUGGUCGUGGACGAUCGCACGCACGACGCGGUUUUUGAAAGGCUCCGAGCACAUUUACCGGCCGAGCUCGAGGACUGCUGCGACGCGAAAGGUAGAAGGCGGGGCGUCGGGAAAUUGGUUGGCUUGAAUAGAAGGUGGCGCUUCUACCGGUACGACGCGGGCGGCACGUACCGGCCGCACGUCGACGGCGCGUGGCCCGGGUCCAGUGUGACAGGCUCGCGCGACCGGCCGCGCUACGAGUACGACGCCUUCGGGGACCGGCUCUCGCGGCUGACGAUGCUCGUCUACCUGAAUGAUGAUUUUGAGGGCGGCGAGACGGCCUUCUUUAGCGCUGGUGAUGAUUCAAUUGACGUGACGGCCGUGCAGCCGCUGCGGGGCGCGGUGCUCUUCUUCCCGCACGGCGAGACGACGGGGUCGCUGAUCCACGAGGGGUCCUCGGUGACGGCGCGGCUCAAGUUCGUGGUCCGGACGGAGGUGCUCUACACGUACCCCGUGGACGCUCCGGCGCCGCGCGUUUCUGCGCCUCGUGAGAAGAAGAAGGGGGGUCGGCGGCGGCGGGCGUAAGAUGAACUGU